AUGGCGGCGACCGCGGAUCCGAGGGCGAAGCCGCCGCACGCAGCGUCACACCACCUCAAGCCGUGGGCGCCCCCGCCGCCGCCUCGCACCCACCGCGUGGCUUCUUCCCUCCCGGGCCCGGCAGUAACCGGGGGAGGCGCCGCGCGCGAUCGGCGCCGCUCCUCGUCGCACCGACGUGUCGGCGCCGGCGCCGACGCCGGCACCGUGCAGGAGGAGCUGCCGUGUGACGGCCGGAUAAAAGAUCUCCGUGCCAAGCUCAUGGGCCACCUCCGCGACGCGGCCGACCGCCUCCAUCUGCCGCCCCCGCCCCCGUCGCCGCCUAAGCCGCAGCAGCCCCGGCCGCCGGGACCGGGUCCCGAGCCGGCAGCGCCACCGCUUCCAGAGCCGACGCCGUCACAGCAGCAGCAGCAGGAGGCUACGGCCGCCAGGCCGUGGAACCUGCGUGACCGCAAGUGCCUCCGACCAACGGCACGCGGGGCGGCAGCGGCAGCCGCACUCGACGCGUCGUCGCCCGCGUGGGGGGAGGUCGGCGGGGCGGAGAAGGCGCGGCGCUCCAUCGUGCCCCAGGAGCGCGCGCCGUUCGCGGUGGCGCUGACGGCCGAGGAGGUGGAGGAGGACGUGUACGCGCUGACCGGCGCCCGGCCGCGGCGGCGUCCCCGGAAGCGUCCUCGCGUCGUGCAGCGGCAGCUCGAUUCGCUGUUCCCCGGGCUGUGGCUGACAGAGAUCACCGCCGACGCCUACAAGGUCGCCGACGAGUAG
Molecule: messenger RNA, 759 nt
Organism: Miscanthus lutarioriparius
Lineage: Eukaryota; Viridiplantae; Streptophyta; Magnoliopsida; Poales; Poaceae
Source: the annotation of a GenBank genome assembly